AUGUACCUCAACAAGCUACUUACUUCGGCUGUAGCCCUGGGUGGCUGUGUCUGGGCCCAGAGCCAAGCUGGCGUCGAGGAUCUCGAUGACCCUGGGAAUGACCUCUACGAAAAGGACCUGUCCAAAUGCCCUGGAUACAAGGCGACUAAGCAGUGGGAGACUCGAUCUGGAUUCUACGCGGAACUUACCCUGGCAGGGCCGGCGUGCAAUGUUUUCGGGACUGACCUCCCGGACCUAAAGCUCCAGGUGGAAUAUCAGACCAGCGAUCGACUUCACGUCAAGAUCUCGGACACAAACAACACGGUCUACCAGGUUCCAGACAGUGUUUUUCCGCGUCCCGGCUUCGGUGAAUGGUGUUCCCCAAAGAACUCAAAGCUCAAGUUCAACUUCAAUGCCGACCCUUUCUCAUUCACCGUGUCUCGCACUGAUACCGGAGAGGUACUAUUCGAUACUACGGGCAACAAUUUGGUAUUCGAGAGUCAAUAUGUGUAUCUCAAGACACAUCUGCCACAGAACCCGCACCUUUAUGGACUGGGUGAGCACAGCGACUCGUUCAUGUUGAACACGACCAACUACACUCGAACAAUCUAUACCCGCGAUGCCUAUGGGACACCUCAGGGCGAGAAUCUGUACGGUGCUCACCCGAUCUAUUUCGACCACAGACAGAAUUCUACUCACGGAGUCUUCCUACUUAACUCCAAUGGCAUGGAUAUCUUCAUCGAUAACAAGGGUGGUCAAUACCUCGAGUACAACAUCAUCGGCGGCAUUCUUGAUUUCUACUUCAUUGCUGGACCCUCCCCGCGCGAAGUGGCCAUUCAGUAUGCGGAAAUUGCACAGUUCCCUUUGAUGACUCCUUAUUGGGGACUCGGUUUCCACCAGUGCAGAUACGGCUAUCAAGAUGUCUAUGAGGUCGCCGCUGUCACCGCCAAUUACUCCUCCAACAAUAUCCCUCUGGAGACCAUCUGGACCGAUAUCGAUUACAUGGAUCGUCGACGCGUUUUCACCAUUGAUCCAGAGAGGUUCCCGGCCAAUCUGUACAAAGACCUGGUGGACACAAUCCAUGCGAGAGAUCAGCAUUACAUCGUCAUGGUCGAUCCCGCCGUAUUCUAUAAGGAGUCCAAUCCAGCGCUCGAGGCAGGCCUCAAAUACGGCACUUUUAUGAAGGAGGCGAACGGAUCCGAAUACCAAGGUGUCGUCUGGGCUGGUCCGAGUUACUUCCCUGAUUGGUUCCAUCCCGAGUCGCAGCAGUACUGGAGUGAGCAGUUCGCUAAUUUUUUCGACGGAACGAAUGGUCCGGACAUUGAUGCACUGUGGAUUGACAUGAAUGAACCCGCAAACUUCUUCAAUCGGCCAUACCCGGGCAACAACACGACACCCGAGAGAUUCGCAGAGGUGGAUGGUGACCCUCCAACCCCACCACCAGUGCGAGAUGGUCCAGAUGCUCCCAUCCCCGGAUUCCCAGACAGUCUUCAGCCAAACUUUGCUUCUGGCAACUCAGAAGAAAAGCGUUCGACCGCAGUUGUCGCACGUGAUCAGUAUCGGCCUCGAACCCGCCGCAACCUCGGCGCUGGCCAUUGGCGCACUGCCAGGGCCCCUUCGCAUUCUGGCUGGCAGCACGGCGGGGAAACUGGUUCUGGCUGCGGACCUGACGAGUGCAAAGGCCUUCCAGGUCGUGAGUUUGUCAGGCCACCAUUCAUGAUCCAAAACGGCGCAGGUCCCACGCUUGCCGACAGCACUGCCGACACUGAUGUGGUGCAAAGCGGCGGAUACGUUCAAUAUGAUACCCACAACCUUUACGGUGCUAUGAUGUCUUCCCAUUCUCACAACGCCAUGCGUGCCAGGCGUCCGGAUGACCGCGCUUUGGUAAUUACCAGAAGCACGUUUGCUGGCUCCGGAAAGGACGUGUCUCACUGGCUUGGAGAUAAUAUUUCCGGGUGGCUCUGGUACCGUAUUUCCAUCAGUCAGAUUCUGCAGUUUGCGUCGCUAUACCAGAUUCCCGUUGUGGGCCCCGAUGUCUGCGGCUUCGGCGGUAAUGUAACGGAGGCGCUCUGUGCCAGGUGGGCAUCUCUUGGCUCCUUCUACACAUUCUUCCGCAAUCACGCCGAAAUCUCCGCGACCUCCCAGGAGUUCUACCGCUGGCCAACAGUUGCCGAGGCCGCACGCAAGGGAAUCUCCAUCAGAUACCAACUCCUCGACUACAUCUACACUGCCAUCUACAAACAAAACCAGACCGGCACCCCGACCCUCAACCCUCUGUUCUUCAACUACCCGAACGACCGAAACACUUACCCCAUCGACCUGCAGUUCUUCUACGGCGACGGCAUCCUCGUCAGUCCUGUUACCGAGGAAAACAGCACGAGCGUGAACUACUAUCUUCCCGACGACAUUUUCUACGAAUGGGGCACCGGCAAACCCGUCCGCGGAAAUGGUGAGUACGUCUCCGCCGAGGUCGACUACACAGAUAUCACGGUCCACUAUAAGGGCGGCAUUAUCUACCCACAGCGCAUCGAGAGUGCCAAUACCACCACCGCGCUACGCAAGAAGGGCUUCAACAUUGUCAUUGCGCCUGGUCUCGAUGGCUCUGCCAAGGGCUCGCUGUACCUUGACGAUGGCAAGUCGAUUGUACAGGACGCUGUGUCGGAGAUCGAUUUCAACUAUGCGCACGGCAAGCUCAGUAUGACUGGAUCGUUUGAGUACGACGCUGGUGUCAGUAUUGAGACUAUCACUGUUCUUGGUGUGGAGCGCGAGCCAAAGGCACUCCGUAAUGCCGACUAUGAUGCUGAGAAUAAGAAGCUGGUGGUUCAUGUUGCUGUGCCUUUGACCGGUCGGGCUCAUAUCAAGGUUUUGUGA
Molecule: messenger RNA, 2850 nt
Organism: Penicillium argentinense
Lineage: Eukaryota; Fungi; Ascomycota; Eurotiomycetes; Eurotiales; Aspergillaceae
Exons: 4
Coding region: 1-2850 (949 amino acids)
Biological process (GO): carbohydrate metabolic process
Molecular function (GO): hydrolase activity, hydrolyzing O-glycosyl compounds; carbohydrate binding
Source: RefSeq, a predicted model, not a curated record